Molecule: messenger RNA, 1634 nt
Organism: Choloepus didactylus (southern two-toed sloth)
Lineage: Eukaryota; Metazoa; Chordata; Mammalia; Pilosa; Megalonychidae
Gene: MIF4GD
Product: MIF4G domain containing
Exons: 6
Coding region: 629-1363 (244 amino acids)
Biological process (GO): regulation of translational initiation
Cellular component (GO): cytosol
Molecular function (GO): translation activator activity; protein binding; RNA binding
Source: RefSeq, a predicted model, not a curated record
CGUCUUCUCGUCUAAGCUGAUGGGAAGGGGCAGCAGUUAUUUUCCAACCUUUUGGGUGCUCCUUGUGCAACACAGAGCAGCCCUGCCCGACUGAGCGGGUCCCUCACAGCCCCAGCCAAGGACCGAGCGGGGGAACUUGCUUGGCCUUAGGGUCACUCCCAGCUCCUCUUGGUUGGCACAUGACCAACUGUGACUUUUUUCAUGGACAGCCCCCUUGAUCUUAAAACUUGCUUGACCAGUAUCAUUUGUACUUGGGGUAGGAGAAGGAUAACGGAGUUAGUCCAGCCCUGCCGGCGCCCUGCCUUUUCUACCCUGAGGGGUGGGAGUGAGGCAAUGUGGCUGUCGCCUGUGGAGACCCUGCCCCUCCAGCCUUCUCUGCCCCGCCCCCCGGGCCAGGCCACGCCCCCAGUAGGCCCCUCCCAUGCCGCGCGGCCUGGCCGGGUCUUCUCCUCUGACCCGGUUAGCCGGAGCCCUGGGAGUGGAGGGCGAGGUGACGUGAGUGCCACCGCCUAGCCCGAGGACUUCGUGCGCUCCGAGGAGCGGGUCCAACCCAACGCCGACGAGCCAUUGAGGUCCCCGCCGGGGUGCUGUCAGUAGUCCUUCCCCGGUCAAGAGCUGCUGGGGUUCGAUGGUCAUGGGGGAAUCCAGUAAAGAGGAGUAUAAAAUCCAGUCCUUUGAUGCAGAGACCCAGCAGCUACUGAAGACAGCACUCAAAGACCCAGGUGCUGUGGACCUGGAGAAAGUGGCCAACGUGAUUGUGGACCAUUCUCUGCAGGACUGUGUGUUCAGCAAGGAAGCAGGACGCAUGUGCUACGCCAUCAUUCAGGCAGAGAGCAAGCAGGCAGGCCAGAGUGUCUUCCGGCGUGGACUCCUCAACCGGCUGCAGCAGGAGUAUCAGGCUCGGGAGCAGCUGCGAGCCCGCUCCCUGCAAGGCUGGGUCUGCUAUGUUACCUUCAUCUGCAACAUCUUUGACUACCUGAGGGUGAACAACAUGCCCAUGAUGGCCCUGGUGAACCCCGUCUAUGACUGCCUCUUCCGGCUGGCCCAGCCCGACAGUCUGAACAAGGAGGAGGAGGUGGACUGCUUGGUGCUGCAGCUGCACCGGGUCGGGGAGCAGCUGGAGAAGAUGAACGGGCAGCGCAUGGAUGCACUCUUUGUCCUAAUCCGGGAUGGCUUCUUGCUCCCAACUGGCCUCAGCUCCCUGGCCCAGCUGCUGCUGCUGGAGCUCAUUGAGUUCCGGGCAGCCGGCUGGAAGACCACCCCGGCUGCCCACAAGUAUUACUACAGUGAGGUCUCCGACGAGGCCUCCAGCUUGGGGGCUCCUCACCAGCAGCACCAGCCUCUGUUUUCCCAGCCUCCCUGAAGACUUUGUCCCUUCCAGACUUCUGUCAUCUUCUGAGGUGUCUCCCACUUACACUACGGUCCUGCCCUGGGCACUUUCCCUCCCCACUCAGAAGUUGGGGAAGACACCCAGCACACCUGAUCUCCCAGGCUCAAGACUGCUGAGUGUUGUCUCCCCUGCCCCUUAGCCUCUCUCUCCCUUCCACCUGGACCCUUUGGGCCAGGCAAAGAAGGGCAACUCCCAAUAACCACUGCACUAUGUAACCAUUGGUGCAAUAGCUACUAUGGUGCCU